Messenger RNA from Medioppia subpectinata, 636 nucleotides. The record is from the annotation of a GenBank genome assembly. Lineage: Eukaryota; Metazoa; Arthropoda; Arachnida; Sarcoptiformes; Oppiidae.
AUGAUGCUGACGUGGAGGAGAGAAGACAAUCAGCCGCUAGAGUACGGCAAUUGGCAACAGAAUAAGAAUCAGGGAAUAGAGUCGGAGACCACAUUAGAGGGGGAAAGACUGACCAUUUAUAAAGUGAGUCGACUUCAUAUGGGAGCCUAUCUUUGUAUCGCACAGAAUGGUGUCCCGCCGUCUGUCUCCAGACUUCCGCCAAUGAUUUGGAUUCCAAAUCAAUUAAUCGGAGCUUCAAUUGGAGGAGAAGUGACGUUAGAUUGCAAUACAGAAGCCUUUCCCUUAUCAUUGAAUUAUUGGACAAAAGACGAUAAUUAUAUGAUUGUUUCGAGUGAUAAGUUUAAGACAUCUAAUUCCGAGAAGACAUAUAAAGUACAUAUGAAGCUAACGAUCAAAAACAUAGAGUCAACUGAUUUCGGCACAUAUCGGUGUUACGCCAAAAAUAGUUUAGGAUCCACACAGGGCUCCAUCAGACUAUAUGAGAUUCACUACUCGAGUCCUAAAGAACCCUCGACUGCAAGAAUACAGAGUAUGAAUGAUCAAGUCAAACACAAGAAGAACAUCAAAACUAGUGAUACUCUGGAGGGCGAAGAAGAUUAUUCAAACUCUUCCAAUACUUCCAACUCAGAAGAAUAG